Molecule: messenger RNA, 1605 nt
Organism: Pichia membranifaciens NRRL Y-2026
Lineage: Eukaryota; Fungi; Ascomycota; Pichiomycetes; Pichiales; Pichiaceae
Exons: 1
Coding region: 1-1605 (534 amino acids)
Source: RefSeq, a predicted model, not a curated record
AUGGUGUCGGUUUUGGAUGCGUUUGGGAUCCAGGAUCCGUCGAUACUGACGGAUAGAGACCGACUGAUCACGUAUUUGGCGUUGGACAACAACAGAAACGAGGGCGGCGGGUGCUGCAGCGAGGCGCUGGUGUCUACCGUGGUGGCACUUGUAAACGUGGUUUACUCUAUGGAGAGUCGUCUCGAAGAAUUGGAGCGGGAAGCACCGAAAAGCGGCACGAGGCCUGCGACAGGUUUGAACUUGAAACGUGCCCGUGGGGCAGGCUCGUCGGAGACAGAGUCCGAGAGCAGGGGCAGCGGCUCUGUUCGUGUACACAGCGUGAAUGGGGAAGGUGCGGGUGAAAGCAACGGCGAAGAGGAUCUGGAGGAGCUUGGAGCUGAUGGCAGCCGGCCGGGGUACCGAGAGAGGGGGUUGGACGAGGAGGAUGAGGACGACGACGGCGAUGAAGAGGACGACGACGACGACGACGACGACGACGAGAACCAGCAUACGGAUGACAGCGAGGGAGAUCUAGACGACGACCUCAAUGCCGUUUUCGACUCGACGGGCGUGUCGGAUUUCACGGAGCAUCCUGUGCCGACAAACUUCACAUACAACUACAAGCCGCAGCAGGUGACGAACUUGAAGAUGCCGACAAACGUCCCAGCCGGCGAGAAGGUUGGCCGCACGAUAUCGGUGAUCAACUGGACCGACGUGCCGCUCAGCCAGAUUGCACUGAAGUACAACGUGUCCAAGUCUGUGAUUGGUCCGACGUUGCAGGUGCUGCGUGACUUUGAAAAGAGGAAUACGAAGGCACUACAGGAGAGUAUCAAGCGCAGCCGGGCCGCCACCGAGGAGAGGGAGCUACAGAAGGUAUCCGAGGAGAAGGCUCCGGCGGCAAUGGUUGGGACCGGGACUGUGAAGGAUGCUGUUUCCUCGAAGCCUGUGCGGAGUAGGAGGAGGGAGCUGAACGCCCAUAAGAUACGGCUGAGGCUGCGCAGCAAGCGGCGGCGGGGCAGCAGGCGAUCCGACGACCACCACGAUGAGUCAAGUUCGGAAAGUGUGUACGACCCGAACUACCGGUCCGAUGAGGAGGAAAAGGAAAACCGGAGGGUCGAAGAUGUAGAGGGGGAGAAGAGGGCGAAAGACGUCCCGAGCAAGCGCCCAGCUGCCAAUGGGAGCAGUAGCCUGCUGAACGGGGACGGGAACGAGAGCAGUGGCUUGAAACGGGUCAAGUUUGGCGAGAACAUAGAGCACAGCAAGGACCGCAGCCACCACCAGGGCAGCGGGGCAGUUCCCCAGACAGCGACCGGUGCAGACGUGCAGCCGCCUGUCAGCUCCAAGCACAGGCGUGAGCCCGGGGUUGGUUCGACUCUGUCGAACUCGUUGUACUCCCUCUUACAGUCUGCGUCGACCAGCCAGCCGGCGGACGAGCUUGUCGGGUCUGCGAAGCAGGCGACACAGGACCCGAGUGGGAACGGGUCCGUCCCGGUCUUUGCGUAUGCGCUCACCAGCAGCGGCCAGUACCAGUGCAAGAGCCAGGGAUGCGACGUGAAGCCGUUUGGCCAGUACAUCCAGCUGUACAAACACAAGGCGACGCAGCACCCUCAGGAGCUCCCGUCAUGA